GCAGCAAGUUCGCCACCAGCCGCUGGGACCCGCCGCUGCCCCACUCCUCACGCUCCAGCCCAAGGCACUGAGUGGGUGGUGACUGCCUACGGAGAAGCGGCCCAGACCGGAAAGGAUCACCCCUCCCCCAUUGGCCAGCUUGCACGGGUUGUCGCAGGUCCCGCGCUGACCGCAGGGCGGCGCCCCUCGCCUGGGCUGCGCUCUUGCCGCGCUGCCCGCUCCAGGCUCUCGCGGUCGGACACGACUCUACCUUCAGCUGCUGGAGGAUCAGGCCAGGGCUGCCGCAGCUGCUGCAGAGAAAGAAAAAGCAAAUAGCGCCCGCCCGCUGACUGGGCAGUCCGGCCCCAGACCAGCCAGAAGUGCGGAGCCACCCAGAUAUUUUUGAGUGCCUACUAUGUGCCAGCCUGUGCUAGGAACUGGAAACGCAGGUGGGACAUUCCGACGUGUUCCCUGCUCUCCUGGUGCUCACCACCCCAUGAGAGUGAUGUCAUGCGCAGACCAGCAGAGGGCUCCAUGAGGAUUUAUAGAAGAUGCCCCGAGUCUCCGCACCCUUGGUGCUGCUUCCCGUGUGGCUUGUGAUGGUCACCUGCAGUCCCCAAGCCUUGAGGAUUGCUGCUAUCUUGGAUGACCCCAUGGAGUGCAGCAGAGGGGAACGGCUCUCCAUCACCCUGGCCAAGAACCGCAUCAACCGUGCUCCUGAGAGGCUGGGCAAGGCCAAGGUUGAAGUGGACAUCUUUGAACUUCUCAGAGACAGCGAAUAUGAGACUGCAGAAACCAUGUGUCAGAUCCUCCCCAAGGGGGUGGUCGCUGUCCUGGGACCAUCCUCCAGCCCCGCCUCCAGCUCCAUCAUUAGCAACAUCUGUGGGGAGAAGGAGGUCCCCCAUUUCAAAGUGGCCCCAGAGGAGUUUAUCAAGCUCCAGUCCCAGAGAUUUACAACCCUGAACCUCCACCCCAGCAACACCGACAUCAGUGUGGCUGUAGCUGGGAUCCUGAACUUUUUCAACUGCACCACCGCCUGCCUCAUCUGUGCCAAAGCAGAAUGCCUUUUAAACCUCGAGAGGCUGCUCCGGCAAUUCCUCAUCUCCAAGGACACACUGUCAGUGCGGAUGCUGGAUGACACCAGGGACCCCACCCCACUCCUCAAAGAGAUCCGAGAUGACAAGACAGCCACCAUCAUCAUCCACGCCAAUGCCUCCCUGUCUCACACCAUCCUCCUCAAGGCAGCUGAGCUAGGGAUGGUGUCAGCCUAUUACACGUACAUCUUCACUAACCUGGAGUUCUCACUCCAGAGGAUGGACAGCCUUCUGGAUGAUCGUGUCAAUAUCCUGGGAUUUUCCAUUUUCAAUCAAUCACAUGCUUUCUUCCAAGAGUUUGCCCAGAACCUCAACCAGUCCUGGCAGGAGAACUGUGACCAUGUGCCCUUCCCUGGGCCUGCGCUCUCCUCAGCCCUGCUAUUCGAUGCCCUCUAUGCUGUGGUGACUGCAGUGCAGGAGCUGAACCGGAGCCAGGAGAUUGGUGUGAAGCCCUUAUCCUGCGGCUCAGCCCAGAUCUGGCAGCAUGGCACCAGCCUCAUGAACUACCUGCGCAUGGUAGAAUUGGAAGGUCUCACUGGCCACAUUGAAUUCAACAGCAAAGGCCAGAGGUCCAACUAUGCCUUGAAAAUCUUGCAGUUCACAAGGAAUGGUUUUCGACAGAUUGGCCAGUGGCAUGUGGCAGAUGGCCUCAGCAUGGACCACCACAUCUACACCUCUAACAUGUCCAACAACCUCUUCAACACCACCCUGGUUGUCACCACUAUUCUGGAAAACCCAUAUUUAAUGCUGAAGGGGAACCACCAGGAGAUGGAAGGCAAUGACCGCUACGAGGGUUUUUGUGUGGACAUGCUCAAAGAGCUGGCAGAGAUCCUCCAGUUCAACUACAAGAUCCGUCUGGUUGGAGAUGGUGUGUACGGCGUUCCUGAGGCCAAUGGCACCUGGACAGGAAUGGUUGGGGAGCUGAUCGCUAGGAAAGCAGACCUGGCUGUGGCAGGACUCACCAUCACUGCUGAGCGGGAGAAGGUGAUUGAUUUCUCGAAGCCAUUCAUGACUCUGGGAAUUAGCAUUCUUUACCGAGUUCACAUGGGACGCAAACCUGGCUAUUUCUCCUUCCUGGACCCAUUUUCUCCAGGCGUCUGGCUCUUCAUGCUGCUAGCCUAUCUGGCCGUCAGUUGCAUCCUCUUCCUAGUGGCUCGGUUGACCCCUUAUGAGUGGUACAGCCCCCAUUCAUGUGCCCAGAGCCAGUGCAACCUCCUGGUGAAUCAGUACUCCCUUGGCAACAGCCUCUGGUUUCCGGUUGGGGGCUUCAUGCAACAGGGCUCCACCAUCGCCCCUCAAGCCUUGUCUACUCGUUGUGUCAGUGGCGUCUGGUGGGCAUUCACGCUGAUCAUCAUCUCCUCCUACACGGCCAACCUGGCCGCCUUCCUGACUGUGCAACGCAUGGAUGUGCCCAUCGAGUCAGUGGAUGACCUGGCUGACCAGACCACCAUUGAGUAUGGCACGAUUCAUGGAGGCUCCAGCAUGACAUUCUUCCAAAAUUCCCGCUAUCAGACCUACCAGCGCAUGUGGAAUUACAUGUAUUCCAAGCAGCCAAGUGUGUUUGUGAAGAGCACGGAGGAGGGAAUCGCCAGGGUGUUGAAUUCCAACUAUGCUUUCCUCCUGGAGUCCACCAUGAAUGAGUACUAUCGGCAGCGAAACUGCAACCUCACUCAGAUUGGGGGCCUGCUGGACACCAAGGGCUAUGGGAUUGGCAUGCCAGUCGGCUCGGUGUUCCGGGAUGAUUUCGAUCUGGCCAUUCUCCAGCUGCAGGAGACCAACCGCCUGGAAAUUCUGAAGCGUAAAUGGUGGGAAGGGGGUAAGUGCCCCAAGGAGGAAGAUCACAGAGCCAAAGGACUGGGAAUGGAGAAUAUUGGUGGAAUUUUUGUGGUUCUUAUUUGUGGCUUAAUCGUGGCCAUUUUUAUGGCUAUGUUGGAGUUUUUAUGGACUCUCCGACACUCAGAAGUGACUGAGGUGUCCGUCUGCCAGGAGAUGGUGACGGAGCUGCGCAGCAUCAUCCUGUGUCAGGACAGAGUCCACCCUCGUCGGCGGCGCACUGGAGAGCCACGGCCCCGACCCCCAGGCCCCGAGGAGCACCGGCUCCAGGGCACCGCGACUCUCAGCAACGGCAAGCUGUGCGGCGCUGGGGCUGGGGAGCCUGACCAGCUGGCGCAGCGACUGGCCCAGGAGGCUGCACUGGUGGCUCGCGGCUGUACUCACAUCCGCGUCUGCCCCGAGUGCCGAAGGUUCCAGGGCCUGCGGGCCCGGCCGUCUCCCGCCCGCAGCGAGGACAGUCUGGAGUGGGACAAGGCCACCAACAGCAGCGAGCCAGAGUAGCCCUCUCGAGGCAGGACUCUCGAAGCUAGGCAGGGAGGCGCCAGUGCCCGGGGGCGCUACUGGCUGUCCAGAGCCCUGACUGGAAAGCGUCCACACUUCUCUCCGGAUUUUGGAUCCAGGAAUUUUACAAAAAGAUCAAGAGACCAACGCCCCAGCCAGAGACUGUGCCCUGGUCCAGAAGCUGGGUGCACCCAGAGACGUUGCCCCCGAGUGGGGAUGGGACGCUCUCCCACCGGACCACCAGGACCCCUGUUCUCCCAGCGGGCCUUUGUUUGCCGCCAAAGUGACUGUUGGGGCAGGGGUCCCUCCCAAGUCAGGCCAAUGAAUUGGUGGAAUUUCCCAUUAGGAAGGGGCCAUUGUACUCUGGGUCUAGUUCUUACAAGAAAAAAAGAAUAAACUCAACAGGGAAGUUUUUCUUUUCUGGAUUUGUAUAUUUUUGUUGGUAUUUUAUUGAUUUUCCCCUUUCUCUCCCCUCCUCCCCUUUUCCUUGUUGUCUUUUCAAUUCUAUUCAUUGUUUUUGUCUGCUUGUUUAUCUGAAGGGGUAGACCAGGUUAGGGAAUAGAAGUAUAAUCUCUGAUCCUCUUUCCUAAAUUUUAGGAAAUGGAGCAGCCAGUGUGUCAGAUUUCAGGUGCUGAACUCCCCUUUCUGUGUGGUGAUGAGGGCAUAAGUGUAGGAGAAGAGUCUCUGGCAGGAGAAAGAAAAAGGGGGAGAGCUCAAACAAAAGUUCCUUAAAGUAAUGUUUAAAUCCCCUCAAACCAAUUAACUCAUAGUUUACUCAGUGAAACCUUCCAAUGGCUGGGGUUCUGCCCUCUUCAUUCCCCCACCCACUUUGGCUCUUUGUUUGGAUCCCAGAAAAGUCUAGGUGGCUUCUUUCAAUGCGUAGUCCUGGGGUAAUGUGUCCUUUUCUUCUCUUUCCGAUUUUCACUAUCACUGGAUUUGGUUCUGUCUUUUGUGAUCUCUGAAGGAGAGAGACAGGCGAGACGAGUAGAGCUCACCAACUACCUGGAGCCUUGUCUAAGGAGCAGAGAGGGAAGAGAAUUUCCCACUGUGAAGUCCGCUUCACACGGAACAGCAUUCACAGAGGAUAAAGAAGGGUCCCCUGCUGCGAUGCACUGUUUGUCAAGUGUAUCUCUUUUAACCAAACUCAGUAGCUGCCUGUGAAGCCAGGCCCCAAUGCUAUUGUGGAUUGAGUGGUUUCUUGUUAUUAGACAUGAGACCUGGGUGCAAAUGUGUGUGUACAUGUGUAUAUUUAUGAAAUGCAAAGACCUUAAAUAAUUAAGAGUUUGCUGUGGUCCUGGGAGACAGGUGGGUCUCGUAGCCAAUACACAAGUCUGUGAACUGGAAAUUCUUGAGUUCUAACCUCAACUCGGGCAGUAGCCCCCUUAUGUGACCGUAGCAAAGCACUGAACUUCUCUUCCAUCUGCAAAAUUAGUUAUGGAUGCUUUCCAGGCUCUCAGAGAGCUGCUUGUUAAGUGUUUGUAGCUCAUCUGCUGGGAGGGGUGAGGCUUCCAACAGCUGCUUGACCUUUGCUUGUUUUCACCGUUGGGAGUUUCAUGCAGAGAGUUUUCAUUUUCUGAAAGAAAACUUAAAUUCUAUGCAAUUUAUGAUUGUAAACUUAAAAAGUUUAGAGGAAGCAGGAAAUAAAUCGCCGCUACCACCACUUCCACCACCACUACCACCUUCAAUCAAUUUGUCCUCACGUUGUUUCUGUUCUGAAUGUACUAAAAUAAAGACAUCUUUGGAAGAUGAUGAGCUUAAUUCAUGA
Phyllostomus hastatus (greater spear-nosed bat) is the source of this 5172-nucleotide messenger RNA. RefSeq names its product glutamate ionotropic receptor kainate type subunit 4 (gene GRIK4). Lineage: Eukaryota; Metazoa; Chordata; Mammalia; Chiroptera; Phyllostomidae. Gene Ontology annotation, molecular function: transmitter-gated monoatomic ion channel activity involved in regulation of postsynaptic membrane potential; kainate selective glutamate receptor activity. Gene Ontology annotation, biological process: synaptic transmission, glutamatergic; modulation of chemical synaptic transmission; monoatomic ion transport. The coding region runs from base 531 to 3407 and encodes 958 amino acids. The transcript has 21 exons. Gene Ontology annotation, cellular component: kainate selective glutamate receptor complex; plasma membrane; postsynaptic membrane. The record is from RefSeq and is a predicted model, not a curated record.